Messenger RNA from Tremella mesenterica DSM 1558, 807 nucleotides. RefSeq lists its product as uncharacterized. The transcript is spliced from 2 exons. The record is from RefSeq and is a predicted model, not a curated record. Bases 1 to 807 code for a protein of 268 amino acids. Lineage: Eukaryota; Fungi; Basidiomycota; Tremellomycetes; Tremellales; Tremellaceae. Gene Ontology annotation, cellular component: SAM complex.
AUGUCAACUCUCACUCUUCACCCAACCCCUCCUAUCCUCCCUCUCCCCGCUUCAGACCCACAAAGUAUCUACCUAAUCUCACUCCUCCAAAUCUCUAAACAUCCUUGGGUACUCUCCUCCACGACUCUAUCCACUCCUCAUUUAAAACAAGGCCACAGACCAGUCUCGUUAGAUGCUCUUGUAGUUAAUCUUACUGGCUCUAGACAUAGUUGGUCUGACAGUGAAGGAUCCGCGGAGAGGUAUAACGAUAACAAUGAUCAUGUGAAUAGGUCCAGUUUAGAUGAUUUUUUGACUAAGGAACAAUGGGCCGAAGGGUUGAUUUGGAAAGUUUAUAUCGAUGAGAGAUUGACUGAUUUAAUAAACCACACAUUAUACUCAUUAUCCCCCAACUAUUCAAAUCUAGUUUAUCCAGCUCAAACUCGUUCAUUACCUUUUCCAGAAACUUACUACGCUCCUCAAAGAGUCAGAAGUAUACAUAAAGCUCGAUUACAACAUGUGGGUUUAUGGGGUCUGGGAGGUGGAGGAGAUGAAGAUGGAGAUGAUAUUUCACGUGUGAAAUUAGAUGAGGAAUUUGUGGGAGGUGGUGCAAAGUUGAAUGAAGAAUAUGUUAGAGGUCCAGGUGGGACUGUAGCUCCUCGAGUUUGGGGAUGGGGGAUGGGUAAAGGGAAGAGAAAGAAGAUAUGGGAGGAAGAAGAGGUUUGUCACUUUAUCGGUUUUGACUUUUCCCCUCUUUUUUUCUCCUUCACCUACAACCCUUCUUUGACAUCUGAGGGUUCAAAAAGUAACGAUAUCGAAGGUUGGGCUUAA